ACUAUCGCGGCGUUCACAACAUCCUUUCCUUCCCUCCUUCCCGGCUCCCUUCUGGAUUGUUUAAACCGUGCCUCAGGGAGCCGCUGCAGCGGGCAGACCGACCGGUGGUAAGAGGAGCUGGUGGUGGUGGUGGUGCUGGUGGUGGUGGGGGGGUCCGGAGACAGCGGCGGCAGCUCAGAGACAGCAAGAGAAAGGGAGAGAGGCCCCCUUUUCUCCCCCUUUCCCCUCUCCAUUCAUUCCUUCUAGCGCUCCCCUCCUCCGGCCCUCGCUCUCUCGCUCGGGGGGGGGGAAAAGCCGGCAGCCAUGGAGCCCCCGGCCGGCGGCGUGGCCCUGGCCCCCUCCACGCUCAGCCCCGCCGUGCCCACCUACGUGACUCUGGGGCUGACGGGGGUCUACACGGCCCUGUACUCGCUCCUCUUCGUCGGCGUGUACUCCCAGCUCUGGCUGGUGCUGCGGUACGGACACAAGCGACUGAGCUACCAGACGGUGUUCCUGUUCCUGUGCCUGCUGUGGGCCGCCCUGCGGACCGUGCUCUUCUCCUUCUACUUCCAGGACUGCGUGAGGGCCAACACGCUGGGACCCCUGCCCUUCUGGCUGCUGUACUGCUGCCCCGUCUGCCUGCAGUUCUUCACCCUCUGCCUCAUGAACCUCUACUUCGCCCAGGUUGUUUUCAAGGCAAAGUCAAAAUAUGACCCAGAGCUGUUGAGAUACAGGCUGCCCCUCUACCUGCUCUUCCUCUCCAUCAGCCUGCUCUUCCUCCUGGUCAACCUGGCCUGCGCUCUGCUGGUCAGGAUGACGGCGGCCGACCCUCGGGUCGUGGUGCUGGUGCGGGUCACCAUCAACGACACGCUCUUCGUCCUGUGCGCCGUGUCCCUCGCCGCGUGCCUCUACAAGAUCGCCAAGAUGUCCCUGGCCAACGUCUACCUGGAGUCGAAGGGGACCUCCGUGUGCCAGGGGACAGCGAUAGGCGCUACGGUCAUCCUGCUGUACGCCUCCAGGGCCUGCUACAACCUGGUGGUGCUGGCUCUGUCCAGCAACACCAUCAACUCCUUCGACUACGACUGGUACAACGUCUCGGACCAGGCAGAUCUGCAGCUGACCCUGGGCGAUGCCGGCUACGUUGUGUUCGGCGUGGUCCUGUUUGUGUGGGAGCUGCUGCCCACCUCUCUGCUGGUCUACUUCUUCAGGGUGCGACGCCCCUCCCAGGACAGGAGCGGCCCGGGUCUCUCUGGCCAUGGGUUCUCAUCAAGAGCGUACUUCUUCGACAACCCCCGGCGCUACGACAGCGAUGACGACCUGGCCUGGAGCAUCAUCCCCCAGAACAUCAGACCCAGUGUGACCGCUGAUAGCUGCGACUGGGGCAGCCAGAGCAGCAGCAUCACUGCCUACAUCGGGGGGGAGGAGCCUCUGUUCCAGGCCCCGCCCCCAGAGGAGCUGAACCCGUACUGAUGGACAGCUGACCUGAUUUAUCAGGCACCCACUGUUUUUGCACAUGACUCAGAGACAAACAGAGGCACAUAUUAGGGACGUCACCCUGGACUUUAUACAUUUGGGAUUCUUUUUUUUUAUGGCCCUAUUUUUUUGGGUCUGCAAACAAGAGCUAACAGAGUUUUUUAUACAAAUAUAUUCGAGUCCUUAAUUGGGACAUUAACUUGCACAAUAUGGUAAAAGAAGUAUAGCUAUUCUGACUCUUUAGUUUUAGUACAUAGUUGAUGCCAAAUAUCUAAUAUAUUUCUGUGUUUUGGUUAGUCCGAUGUGUUCCAUUAUAAAAUGUAUUUACAUUGAUACAUAGACUGUGAUUACUGUUUAUAUAAUAGAUUUGUUGAAUUCAUAAUAAAGGGAGUUUUAUUCUGUGUACAUUUGACGCUAUAAAAGAAUAAGGACAAAUAUUGGACUUCUUACAAUUCAUGGAAUUAUCUUAUUAUAGUAUUUACGGUGCCCACCAUGAGUUGGAGUAUAUAUCAGAAAGACAAGCUGUAUGGUGUUUGAUAGAAGAUCACUUGUCAUGCAGUUUAUAAAGCAUUGACAAGCAUAUUAAUUUGUAACCAAGGCUUCACUGCCAUGGAAUUGGCUGCUAGGUUUAAUUACGUUGAAUCAAACCGUCCUUAAAUAACCAUAAAGGAAUUUGUAGAGCAGGACAGCAAAGUUAUUUUUCGCAUGAUGAGUCACAUUAAAGUGUAAAACAGAAACUACCAUCACACUUAAAUAACAAAAUGCAUCCAGCCCGGAAAUUAAUUAGAAAUAAGGCGUACUACCCAGUCAGUGGCAGUUUACAGCCAUCUAUUCAUACUACUAUCACUUCAAGAGGGUUACGAGUUACAGAAGUAUUUUCAUCUAUUGAAUUCAGUCAAACAUUUAAAAUAGCCUAUUAUAAUGGAUGUAGAACUAUCCAAAUGCAAGACAUCUGUUAAUUGCAUACGCUCUAGCAUAGCUGGUAAGACGAGGAUGAACAUGAUUUUUCCUACAAAUUAGUUAAGAAAUGAAUGUGCUUGACCUUCAAUAACAACUUAUACAUUUAAAUUGGUAGAAUAUCUAACCCUAUGGAUAUUCCAAUUACUUUAUGUCGAUAAGCCAUUUUAGAAAUCGUGAUUAACCAAGUCCCUACUCCGUGGUGUCCAGCAGGUGGCAGCAUGCAGCAGUCAAUUAUACCUCAGCGCCUUCAGAC
Molecule: messenger RNA, 2665 nt
Organism: Gadus chalcogrammus (walleye pollock)
Lineage: Eukaryota; Metazoa; Chordata; Actinopteri; Gadiformes; Gadidae
Gene: gpr137ba
Product: G protein-coupled receptor 137Ba
Exons: 7
Coding region: 304-1449 (381 amino acids)
Biological process (GO): regulation of autophagy; positive regulation of TORC1 signaling; negative regulation of bone resorption
Cellular component (GO): lysosomal membrane
Source: RefSeq, a predicted model, not a curated record